Molecule: messenger RNA, 7293 nt
Organism: Caenorhabditis angaria
Lineage: Eukaryota; Metazoa; Nematoda; Chromadorea; Rhabditida; Rhabditidae
Source: the annotation of a GenBank genome assembly
AUGUUGAAUCAAUAUACCAAUUUUCCGAUUCCGGUGAGUUUUUCGUGGUUUUUUUCGGGAAAAAGUAAAAUUAAAAAGUUAAAUACAUUUUUUGGUAUUUCGAUUUUUGCGUGACCCCAAUAUUCCACGUCGAAUGCAUUUUCAAAUAAAAACUCUAAAAUCCUCCUAAUUUUCCCAGAUUGACGGUCAUUCCGCUCCCUCGUCGCACUCUUCUACCUUCUCUCAACCCAGCUUUCUUCCAACUGAUAUCAAGCCAAAAUAUGAAAAUAGUCCGAACAGUCACGAUGUUAUGAUUGGCGACUGUGUUGUCUGUUUCGCGCCGAACAGUUCAUUUCAUUUCGGAAAAAUUGCGUGUGCUGCGUGUUCCGCGUUUUUCCGAAGAACUAUUGCAUUGAAUAAGAAUUACAAGUGUCGCAAUUUUUCGAUCUCAAGGUGAGCAUUGGUUUUCAGAGACAAACAGACCAUUUUUUUUUGGGACCCUUAUACUUUUUGAGUGUAAUUUUCUAAAUCAUUCUCUUCUACCUAAACCCUCGAUUUCCUGAUUCAGAGCUGAAAAAUGUCCACUUGAUCGAAGACACCGAUCAAAUUGCAAAGCUUGUCGUUUCCAUCGAUGUUUGGAUAUGGGAAUGAAUCCGAGCGGUGUGCAAAAUACCAGAGAUCAUAAUAAAGUUUCACAUGAAGUUAGUGUUGACGAAAAUGAAGGAGAAAUUGAGGAAGAAAUGGAGCCAAGAGAAAAUAUGGUUGAAAUUUUGUUGAAAGUUUAUGAGAAUGCGAAAGAGCGACGGAAAAUGUUUUAUUGCGAUGGAACUUUUCAGGAUUUUAUAAAUGGUAGUGGAAUGGUAGGUUUUUAAACAGAGUUGUGAUAUGAUUACUCAUCUUGAUUUGGUCACGAAAUUUCUGAAAAAACUGAACCGGUUUUAGAAAAAUAAACCGGAUUUUUUGAUUCUGUGACUAGGGGCUGUUAGCCCCCAGGCGUAACAGUCUUCUCAUUCCUUUCAGUUUCACUUUUUUCUGUGAUUAUUUUCAAUUUUCACUCGGGCCGAUUUUUUUUUGAAAAAAUUCGGGCCGAUUUUUUUUUUUGAAAAAAUUCGGGCCGAUUUUUUUCGAAAAAACUCGGCCGAUUAAUUUUUGAAAAAACUCGGGCCGAUUUUUUUGAGACCUAAGUAAGAAGUUACAGAUUAAGUAAGAAGUUACAGAUUUUUUUCAAAAAUCUCGGGCCGAUUUUUUUCGAAAAAAACUCGGCCGAUUAAUUUUUGAAAAAUCUCGGGCCGAUUUUUUUUUAAAAUUCGGGCCGAUUAAUUUUUGAAAAAACUCGGGCCGAUUUUUUUUUUCAAAAAUCUCGGGCCGAUUUUUUUUUGAAAUUCGGGCCGAUUUUUUUUGAGACCUAAGAAGGAAAGUCUUUUGAUGUUCCCCCCUGAAAUAAAAUGAGACUAGGUGGAAUCAACUACAUAUUGAUAGGUAAGAAAAAGCCCAACGGGAUUAAGGAAAUAAAAAUCUAUUUCAGGAGUUACGGUAACUCCUCAAAUUUUGAGACACAAAAGCCUAUGAUUUCAAAAAAUCGUAGUUUGGCUCAAAGUUAACGAAAAUGAUCGGUCAAAAAUGCAUUUUGAUGCUAAAGUGCUCAAUUUUUUAGUUAAAUGGCGCUCGUAAUCUCAAAAAAUUUUUCAAAAUGAAAAUUUUUCAAAAAAUGACCCCUUUCUUAAAAUGUUGAAAUUUCACCUCUAAAACGCUACGAGGGAAGAACGACGUCCGACGCACCGUGUUCUACGUCAAAAAUUACGUAUAUUGACAUAUUUAAAUAUAAUACCUACCGACCUUUUAACCUGGGAAAAAAAUAAUUUCAAAAAUUUUCACACAAAAAAUCAUGUUUUCUCAGAAUAAAAUCAUAUUUUUGAAACAGUAAUCAUUAUUUCUUUGUUAUUUUUUUCUCAAAACAUAUUUUCUGAUUGUUUUUCACCUUUUUGUAUGAUUUCUGAAAAAUUAAAAAUUUCAGAUUUUAUAUCAUCGAUUUUGGAAUCACUUCGAAAAUUAAAAAUCAAUUAUAGCUCGAUGAUAGAAAUUAAGGACUUUUUUGGAAGUUCUAACGCAUCACAUCUUUUUUUGCAACUGGGAAAAAACACUUCCAAUUAUACAUCUGAACUUCCAAUUCCCAGAUGAAAAUAAUCAUCUUGAGAAAAAAUGGCAAGAAUUAUUUAAUGAAACUUUUAUCGAUAAUUUUUUCGAAGGUCUCUAAAAUUGUCCGUUGACAGAUAUAGUAUUAAAAGUGUUUUUUCCCAGUUGCAAAAAAAGAUGUGAUGCGUUAGAACUUCCAAAAAAGUCCUUAACUUCUAUCAUCGAGCUAUAAUUGAUUUUUAAUUUUCGAAGUGAUUCCAAAAUCGAUGAUAUAAAAUCUGAAAUUUUUUAAUUUUUCAGAAAUCAUACAAAAAGGUGAAAAACAAUCAGAAAAUAUGUUUUGAGAAAAAAAUAACAAAGAAAUAAUGAUUACUGUUUCAAAAAUAUGAUUUUAUUCUGAGAAAACAUGAUUUUUUGUGUGAAAAUUUUUGAAAUUAUUUUUUUCCCAGGUUAAAAGGUCGGUAGGUAUUAUAUUUAAAUAUGUCAAUAUACGUAAUUUUUGACGUAGAACACGGUGCGUCGGACGUCGUUCUUCCCUCGUAGCGUUUUAGAGGUGAAAUUUCAAAAUUUUAAGAAAGGGGUCAUUUUUUGAAAAAUUUUCAUUUUGAAAAAUUUUUUGAGAUUACGAGCGCCAUUUAACUAAAAAAUUGAGCACUUUAGCAUCAAAAUGCAUUUUUGACCGAUCAUUUUCGUUAACUUUGAGCCAAACUACGAUUUUUUGAAAUCAUAGGCUUUUGUGUCUCAAAAUUUGAGGAGUUACCGUAACUCCUGAAAUAGAUUUUUAUUUCCUUAAUCCCGUUGGGCUUUUUCUUACCUAUCAAUAUGUAGUUGAUUCCACCUAGUCUCAUUUUAUUUCAGGGGGGAACAUCAAAAGACUUUCCUUCUAAGUAAGAAGUUACAGAUUUUGAUUAAUCCAAAAAUGUAAAAAUAAAGUCGAUGAGUUUUUUUUUCAAAAUUCUCGGGCCGAUUUCAUUUUGAAAAAACUCGGGCCGAUUUUUUUUUCAAAAAUCUCGGGCCGAUUUUUUUUUUUGAAAAAAUUCGGGCCGAUUUUUUUUGAGACCUAAGUAACAAGUUACAGAUUUGGAUUAAUCCAAAAAUGUAAAAAUAAAGUCGAUGAGUUUUUUUUCAAAAAUCUCGGGCCGAUUUUUUUUUCAAAAAUCUCGGGCCGAUUUUUUUCGAAAAAACUCGGCCGAUUAAUUGGCCGAUUAAUUAAUUUUUGAAAAAUCUCGGGCCGAUUUUUUUUUCAAAAAUCUCGGGCCGAUUUUUUUUUUGAAAAAAUUCGGGCCGAUUUUUUUUGAGACCUAAGUAACAAGUUACAGAUUUGGAUUAAUCCAAAAAUGUAAAAAUAAAGUCGAUGAGUUUUUUUUCAAAAAUCUCGGGCCGAUUUUUUUUUCAAAAAUCUCGGGCCGAUUUUUUUCGAAAAAACUCGGCCGAUUAAUUGGCCGAUUAAUUAAUUUUUGAAAAAUCUCGGGCCGAUUUUUUUUUCAAAAAUCUCGGGCCGAUUUUUUUUGAGACCUAAGUAACAAGUUACAGAUUUGGAUUAAUCCAAAAAUGUAAAAAUAAAGUCGAUGAGUUUUUUUUCAAAAAUCUCGGGCCGAUUUUUUUUUCAAAAAAUCUCGGGCCGAUUUUUUCGAAAAACUCGGCCGAUUAAUUGGCCGAUUAAUUAAUUUUUGAAAAAUCUCGGGCCGAUUUUUUUUUCAAAAAUCUCGGGCCGAUUUUUUUUUUUGAAAAAAUUCGGGCCGAUUUUUUGAGACCUAAGUAACAAGUUACAGAUUUGGAUUAAUCCAAAAAUGUAAAAAUAAAGUCGAUGAGUUUUUUUUCAAAAAUCUCGGGCCGAUUUUUUUUUCAAAAAUCUCGGGCCGAUUUUUUUCGAAAAACUCGGCCGAUUAAUUGGUCGAUUAAUUAAUUUUUGAAAAAUCUCGGGCCGAUUUUUUUCGAAAAAAUUCGGGCCGAUUUUUUUUUGAGACCUAAGUAACAAGUUACAGAUUUGGAUUAAUCCAAAAAUGUAAAAAUAAAGUCGAUGAGUUUUUUUUCAAAAAUCUCGGGCCGAUUUUUUUUUCAAAAAUCUCGGGCCGAUUUUUUCGAAAAACUCGGCCGAUUAAUUGGCCGAUUAAUUAAUUUUUGAAAAAAUCUCGGGCCGAUUUUUUUUUCAAAAAUCUCGGGCCGAUUUUUUUUUUGAAAAAAUUCGGGCCGAUUUUUUUUGAGACCUAAGUAACAAGUUACAGAUUUGGAUUAAUCCAAAAAUGUAAAAAUAAAGUCGAUGAGUUUUUUUUCAAAAAUCUCGGGCCGAUUUUUUUUUCAAAAAUCUCGGGCCGAUUUUUUUCGAAAAAACUCGGCCGAUUAAUUGGUCGAUUAAUUAAUUUUUGAAAAAUCUCGGGCCGAUUUUUUUCGAAAAAACUCGGGCCGAUUUUUUUUGAGACCUAAGUAAGAAGUUACAGAUUUGGAUUAAUCCAAAAAAUGUAAAAAUAAAGUCGAUGAGUUUUUUUCAAAAAUCUCGGGCCGAUUUUUUUUUGAGACCUAAGUAAGAAGUUACAGAUUUGGAUUAAUCCAAAAAUGUAAAAAUAAAGUCGAUGAGUUUUUUUUCAAAAAAUCUCGGGCCGAUUUUUUUUUGAGACCUAAGUAAGAAGUUACAGAUUUGGAUUAAUCCAAAAAUGUAAAAAUAAAGUCGAUGAGUUUUUUUCAAAAAUCUCGGGCCGAUUUUUUUUUCAAAAAUCUCGGGCCGAUUUUUUUUUUGAAAAAACUCGGGCCGAUUUUUUUUUCAAAAGUCUCGGGCCGAUUUUUUUUCAAAAGUCUCGGGCCGAUUUUUUUUUCAAAAGUCUCGGGCCGAUUUUUUUUUUGAAAUUCGGGCCGAUUUUUUUUGAGACCUAAGUAAGAAGUUACAGAUUUGGAUUAAUCCAAAAAUGUAAAAAUAAAGUCGAUGAGUUUUUUUUUCAAAAAAUCUCGGGCCGAUUUCAUUUUGAAAAAACUCGGGCCGAUUUUUUUUUUUUGAAAAAUCUCGGGCCGAUUUUUUUCGAAAAAACUCGGCCGAUUAAUUUUUGAAAAAACUCGGGCCGAUUUUUUUUCGAAAAAACUCGGGCCGAUUUUUUUGUGAAAAAAAAUUUAGGAAGGCUUCCUAAUUUUGCCAAGGAUGAAGUCAUCGAUAAAUUUUUUGUAUUAAAUGUACUCGAUAAGGGCUGUUAGCUACCAGGCGGGACAAUAGUUGAUAAAAAAAAAUCAACAUUUAGUAUUUAAUACAUGCUCAAAAAAAUGAAUUCCAAUCAUUUUAAGCCUAAAAUCUUGAAAUUUGUCUCGAUAAUGAUGGAUUUGUAAAGCUUCCAGAAAAAAAUUUGUUUUUUUCUGAAAAAAAAGGUAGAUUAUUUUUCUCACGUCAAAAUUUUUUUCAUCGAGCAUUUCUAAGCAAAUUGAUGGUCAUUUCUUAUGUCAGAAAUGGUCAAGUGGUUAGAUCACGUGUUUUUUGUUCAGAAGGUCCAGGAUCGGAUCCUUUUGGACGUUCGCGAAGGUAUGAUUUCGGAAAAAAAUCGGCAAAAAUGGGAAAAUGUCGCAAUUGCGACAUUUCAAAAAUGAGAACAGGGGGGACCCCAUUGAAAAAUCCUGCUUCUAUCGAGACACCACCCAAUCGGGAUUUUAUUAAAAAGGUAGAAAUGUUUCAUAAAAAUUGAGAUUUUUCAGAAACCCCGGCCAAUUCGAUUCGACGAGCGAUAUUACAAAGAUAAAAUGCGAUUUGAAUUGAUUAUUUAUAUUGAAAUGAUGAGAUCAAUGGAACCAUUCAGAAAUUUUCAUUCGAGAUUACAGGUAAAAUCGGAAAAAAAUCAAUACAAAAUCCAAUCAUUGAAAUAAGCGAUUUGUAAAAACAUCAAAACCGAGCACAAAACGAUGACAGCAAUUCCAGUUUUAAGUGUGCUUGUCAUCAAUGAUAUUUUUUCUUUCACAUUUUCUCGUUUUUCGGUCUGCAAAUAUAAUUGGAAUUUUAGCAGGGAAAAUCUGAUUUAUGGUGAAUUUUCAGAAACUGAUUUAUUCCAAAGAAAUUUUUCCCCACAAACUCACAAUUUUUACAAGCGCCGCUCUCAAUUCCUCAUUUUUCCCAUAAAAUGCAGUCCACGCAAUACUUUUGAAGAUAUCAUUCAAAUCAUCCGAAACAACAAUUUUUGAGCGAUCAUGAAUUUUUUUAUCAUAACAACCUGAAUUCAAUCUAGCAGAACUGAUUGAAUUAUCGGUCAAAGUGACAUUCACAAAACACUCGGCGCAUGAAAUAUAUUCGAUAAUUUUAUUUUCAUCAAGCUUUCCAUAUUCAAUUUUUGGACAAUCAAGUUUUGAUUCUGAAGAUUCUCCGAUUAGAAUUAGAACUAAAAAUAAAAUAGCAAAUAGCGAGUGAUUUGUGAUUUUGAUAAUAUUUUGCAUUUUGGAAAUUUGGAAAAAUAAGAACUGGCUAACAAUUUUUUUAUUGGGACUGAACAUUCUGUUCACGUGGGAAAAAUGGGUCACGCUAGAAAAAUUAAUAAUAAAAAAUUCUGUUUUACAGAAAAAAAGCACAUUUUUAACAGUGUUAAAAAAUUAACAAGGACUCCUUUUACACCAAAAAUUCCCAAUAAAAGUUAAAAUUUCUUGCAGGAAAUUCUAGUGAGUUCGUGCGCCUUGAACCUUGCAAUCGUCGAAAAAUACUACCGCUCAAUUCAGAGAAAUGGUCUCGAAACUCAAAGAUUAUAUCAACCAGAUGGAACUUAUACAGAUUUGAGUGAUAACGGAGCACAAUUCGAUGAUGGAAUGUUCAAUAUUCAAACGGGUUGGGAUAAACAAACAUGUAUGAAAUUACUGUAUGAUCCUUUAAAAGAAGUGUUGGCCGAUUUAGGCGGCUCAAUGAUUCAGGCAAAAACCCAGGACGUCGAAUUUCUUGGACUUUUUGCGAUUCUCGUAUUUGACAUCGCAGCUGGUAAAAUAUCGGAAGAAGAUCGGAUGGAGGUUUUCAAUGCAAGAAAUACUUAUAUAAAAAACUGGUUUGAGUAUUAUGAAAAGAUUGGAUUUUGUUCAAAAGAAGAAGCAGCGCAGAAAAUUGCGGACACUAUUCUGUUGUUGGCACAAUUGCGGCAUGCUUUUGAUGUACAUAGAUCGCAAUUUCAUAUGACACGUGUUUUUGGAAUCAUGGAAUAUGAUAAGUUAUUGGAUGAUCUCGUCGUUAGCAAGUGA